Molecule: messenger RNA, 651 nt
Organism: Lathyrus sativus (Indian pea)
Lineage: Eukaryota; Viridiplantae; Streptophyta; Magnoliopsida; Fabales; Fabaceae
Source: the annotation of a GenBank genome assembly
AUGUCGGUAAAGGAGUGCGAUCACCACAAAGGAAGAAAAAGAAUACUCUUCCAAAGAAUAUUUUGGGGAAUCAUAGUGUUCCUUUUCUUAGUCUUACUUACAAUUCUCCUCAUAUGGGCAAUCCUAAGGCCCACAAAACCUACCUUCAUCCUCUCCGACAUAACCGUCUCCGCCUUCAACACAACGCAGCCGAAUCUCCUAACAACCAAUUUCCAAAUAACACUAAUGUCAAGAAAUCCCAACGACCACAUCGGCGUCUACUACGACCGUCUCGACACCUACGUCACCUACCGGAGCCAGCAGAUCACUUACAGAACCUCCAUACCACCUUUCUACCAAGGUCACAAAGAAGUCGACGUUUGGUCCCCGGCGGUUUACGGCACCGAAGUUCCCGUUGCUCCGUUUAACUUUCAGACUCUCUCGCAGGAUCAAUCUAACGGAAACUUCUUCGCUACCGUUAAAAUUGACGGAAGAGUUCGUUGGAAGGUUGGUACUUUUAUUUCUGGUCAUUAUCAUCUAUAUGUUCGGUGUCCUGCUUAUAUCUCAGUUCGUAACGACGGUAACGGCGUUAGCAUGGGAGCUAACGGCGUUUAUGUUGGAGCAAACGUGGUUAAGUAUCAGAUUGAUCAGCGUUGCUCUGUUAGUCUUUGA